AUGACUUUCCAGCUGAAAACUGAAGCUGGAUUCUUUGACCUGCACUGCUCUGUGGGUCUGACCGACUGGGACAUGGAUAAGGAGCUGAAACUGGCAACUACCACUGACCAAAUUUAUCACGAUGACAUAACGAAUGAUCCAUAUGUGGCCCAAAGACCCUCUGCAAGGGCCUCCAGAAGAAAGGAUGACUUUAUUUGGUAUGAUAAAACAUCAGAUACAUUUGUUAAACCAAACCUGUGGCUUUUGGUGAAUCCCAACAUUGCAUGUCCGCUCCAGUACAAUCACCAGUCUGAACCGGUUGCCUCGGUCUCCAGCCGUCUGCCUCAGUUAGAGCCUGGAGAGAUGCAGGAGGAGAUAAAGGAAGAAGAGGUCUCCAGUCGACCAACCAGGACCAGACGCAAGGGGAGAAUCACAAAAGUUGUGGACCUGAAGUCCUUAAAACCGGGGUGCUGGCCUCGUCCACCAGUGAAUUAUUGCAUCCUUAUUUCUUUGGCACUAAAGAGCAGCCAAACUGGGAGCCUCAAAGUCCAGCAGAUUUACAACUUUACCAGAGAACACUUCCCCUUUUUCCAGACAGCUCCAGAUGGCUGGAAAAACACAAUCCGCCACAACUUGUGCUUCAGCAGCAGCUUCCGUAAAACCUGCAACCAGCUCUGCAAAGUGGGGAAGAGGAAGUCAUGUUUCUGGCACUUAACUCUGGACGGACAACGCCGGCUACAGGAUGAGAUUCACAUGUUGACUGGUGAAACCCUAAAGAUGCUAGAGAGGAGCAUGUCUAAACCAGGUGUGGAAGCAGAUUUCUAA
Messenger RNA from Cyprinodon variegatus (sheepshead minnow), 804 nucleotides. RefSeq names its product forkhead box protein N5-like (gene foxr1). Gene Ontology annotation, cellular component: nucleus. Gene Ontology annotation, molecular function: DNA-binding transcription factor activity; sequence-specific double-stranded DNA binding. The coding region runs from base 1 to 804 and encodes 267 amino acids. NCBI's taxonomy places the organism in Eukaryota, Metazoa, Chordata, Actinopteri, Cyprinodontiformes, Cyprinodontidae. The transcript has 8 exons. The record is from RefSeq and is a predicted model, not a curated record. Gene Ontology annotation, biological process: regulation of DNA-templated transcription.